This is a messenger RNA of Prosopis cineraria, 1532 nucleotides long. Its product is annotated as L-galactose dehydrogenase. Gene Ontology annotation, cellular component: cytosol. Gene Ontology annotation, molecular function: L-galactose dehydrogenase activity. The coding region runs from base 193 to 1164 and encodes 323 amino acids. Gene Ontology annotation, biological process: L-ascorbic acid biosynthetic process. The transcript has 6 exons. The record is from RefSeq and is a predicted model, not a curated record. Lineage: Eukaryota; Viridiplantae; Streptophyta; Magnoliopsida; Fabales; Fabaceae.
UAUCCUCCAUCAACGUUUACUGCCACACACCUUCCUUUAGUGUCCGAUCUCCCCUACUUUCGUCUCUCCCAUUCAAUCAUUCACUUAAUCUCAAAGACGAAGCGCUAUGUAGAUCUUCUGGAUAUUUUUUUUAUCCCUUUUCUUCCUCAUUUUCUCGCUCCCCAAACACUCUGAUCUUGAAUAAGAGAAACCAUGACUUCUGUGACCCCCAAAUUGGAGCUAAGGGAGCUCGGGAACACCGGUCUGAAGCUCAGCUGCGUGGGUUUUGGAGCUUCGCCUCUUGGCAAUGUCUUCGGUGCCGUUACCGAUGAUGAGGCCAAUGCUGCUGUACGUGAAGCCUUUCGUCGGGGAAUUAACUUCUUUGACACUUCUCCGUAUUAUGGAGGGACACUGUCAGAGAAAAUUCUAGGCAAGGCGCUAAAAGCUCUGGGUGUUCCAAGAAAUGAGUAUGUUGUAGCAACAAAGUGUGGACGAUACACAGAGGGCUUUGAUUUCAGUGCAGAUAGAGUUACUAGGAGUAUAGAAGAGAGCUUGGAAAGAUUGCAGCUAGACUACGUUGACAUACUAUACUGCCAUGAUAUUGAAUUUGGGUCUUUGGACCAGAUUGUUAAGGAAACAAUCCCUGCCCUUCAGAAAAUAAAGGAAUCUGGAAAAACUCGUUUCAUUGGAAUUACUGGGCUUCCCUUGCACAUAUAUACUUAUGUGCUUGAUCGCGUGCCACCUGGAUCAGUGGAUGUAAUAUUGUCAUAUUGCCAUUACUGUAUAAAUGAUUCAACUCUGGAAGACAUAAUACCAUAUCUAAAGAGCAAAGGUGUUGGUAUUGUCAAUGCUUCUCCUCUAGCAAUGGGGCUUCUCACUGAGAGUGGUCCUCCAGAAUGGCAUCCAGCUUCACCUGAACUCAAGUCUGCAUGUCAAGCUGCAGCCACCUACUGCAAAGAAAAGAGGAAGAGUAUUGCAAAGUUAGCCAUGCAGUAUAGCUUGUUAAAUAAAGAAAUCACAUCAGUGCUUGUUGGCAUGAAGUCUGUUAAGCAGGUGGAGGAGAAUGUUGCUGCUGCAACAGACCUUGCAGCUUCAGGGAUUGAUGAAGCAGCUUUAGCAGAGGUUGAAGCUAUUAUAAAGCCAGUGAAGAAUCAAUCAUGGCCGAGUGGAAUCCAGCAGAGCUGAUGUUCUUGCUGCUUUAGAUGGUGACCAAAUCCUGAUCCCUGCAAUGCUGAAACAUAGGAAGAUUGAGGUGCGGCUUAGGUUUCUCAAUGUUCCAGUGGAAUCCUACAAUAAUGAAUCUUUAUGGAGGCUUGGAGGCAAACUGUAGGUAAGACACUGAAACUUUGGAAGAUCUUAGAUUGACAAGUAUGUGUGAUGCCAUGUUCAAGAGGAUGACUACCAAUAACAUUACAAAAAGAACAAAGGUGUUUCUCUCCAUUAUUUUUAGUCCCAAUCAAUGUAGUUUUGUCAUUCACAGACACAGCUCAAAUAAUGUCAGUACUUUUUUGUCUUAUAACAAUAAUUAAAAAUUGUAAUUAAAUGUAUGAAAA